CUCGGGCACCACUCUCCAUUCCUGCAUCCCAUUCCCAUCUCUUCUUCGCCUCCUCCGCCUCGCCGGCGUCACCGUCCGGCCCCGCCUCUUCCCCCCGCUCGAAGCUCGAUCUCUCCUCCCGUUCUCCGCCCACGCAAUCCCUGCCACCGCCGAAUGCGGAACACUCGCCUUUGGUGACCGACUGACCUACCCUGCUUCUGCCGGGUUAGUUGAGUGUCCGCGCCUACCGGACCCCGCGCCGCGUCCGGAUCUCGAAUGCGCCGCCGCCGCCGUCGCGCGAUCUAGCGGCUGCGCGCUGCCCCGCAGGAGGGUAGAGCUCCAGGGGCCCGGUGUGGUCAGGCGGCGGAUAUGGCAACGGAGGCGUCUACCUCUGCGGCGGGCGGGAUCUGGGUGGAGGGGAUGUCCGCGGACAACAUCAAGGGGCUGGUGCUCGCGCUCUCCUCCAGCUUCUUCAUCGGGGCCAGCUUCAUCGUCAAGAAGAAGGGGCUUAAGAAGGCCGGUGCGUCCGGCGUCCGCGCAGGUGUUGGUGGUUACUCUUACUUGUAUGAACCAUUAUGGUGGGCAGGAAUGAUUACAAUGAUUGUUGGAGAAGUGGCUAACUUUGCAGCAUAUGCUUUUGCUCCUGCUAUCUUGGUCACACCACUUGGUGCACUUAGCAUCAUAAUUAGUGCUGCUCUUGCAGACAUUAUGUUGAAGGAAAAGCUGCAUAUAUUUGGUAUACUUGGGUGUGUUCUUUGUGUUGUGGGUUCAACAACUAUUGUACUUCAUGCCCCUCAGGAGCGCACAAUUGAAUCUGUAGCAGAAGUGUGGGAUCUUGCUACUGAACCAGCCUUUCUAUCUUAUGCUGCCAUCGUUCUUGCUGCAACAUUUGUCCUCAUAUACUACUUUAUUCCACGAUAUGGUCAGACACACAUCAUGGUCUAUAUUGGUGUUUGUUCCCUUGUAGGAUCUCUGUCGGUCAUGAGUGUGAAAGCUCUUGGAAUAGCCUUGAAACUGACCUUUUCUGGCAUGAAUCAGCUAAUUUAUCCACAAACAUGGUUGUUCACCAUUGUUGUUGUUGCAUGUAUAGUAACACAGAUGAACUACCUGAACAAGGCUCUUGAUACUUUCAACACAGCAGUUGUAUCACCGAUAUACUAUACAAUGUUCACGUCACUAACCAUUUUGGCUAGCGUGAUAAUGUUCAAGGACUGGGAUCGUCAAAAUCCAACUCAAAUUGUAACAGAGAUGUGUGGUUUUGUUACCAUUCUUUCGGGGACGUUUCUUCUCCACAAGACAAAAGACAUGGUUGAUGGCCUCCCGCCAACUCUACCUGUCCGGAUUCCUAAACAUGAGGACGAUGGAGCUGAAGGAAUCCCUCUCAGAUCCGCUGAAGGCAUCCCGCUCAGAUCACCGAGGGCAACGGAAUCGUUUCGAUCAACGCUAUAAUGGUUGGUGAUCCUUCUUCAAAGGCCAUGGUCAGCCAUUCUUUCAUUUGAUAACACACCUUUGUAGAUUGUAUUUUAGGAUUCCAAAAGGUAAAGGCACCGCUCCCCAUGUAAUUUUUUUGAGACACCGGUGUAGAGUAUUGGGGGAACUUAUGUUAUACAUCUCGAAAUGCCCAGAAUGGGCUUAGAUCC
Zea mays is the source of this 1619-nucleotide messenger RNA. RefSeq lists its product as uncharacterized. Gene Ontology annotation, cellular component: membrane. Gene Ontology annotation, biological process: magnesium ion transport. Gene Ontology annotation, molecular function: magnesium ion transmembrane transporter activity. The transcript is spliced from 9 exons. The coding region runs from base 349 to 1428 and encodes 359 amino acids. The record is from RefSeq and is marked validated. NCBI's taxonomy places the organism in Eukaryota, Viridiplantae, Streptophyta, Magnoliopsida, Poales, Poaceae.